AUGAAUGAAAAUAAGAAUAAUAUUGAAACUCACAGAGAAGGAUCAGCCAAAGACAAACGAGAAGAAAAGGAUGUAAUAUUAGCUGAAGAUAAUAAUGUAGUUGAGGUCCCGAGUUGUUUGAACACUUUAAUGGUCGAAGAACCACCACAAUCGGAUGAUAGUUCAAGUUAUAGUAUGACGUUGAGUGAGUUUGAAGAAGACAGAUGGUAUAAUCCAACAUCUUUAUCUGAUGACGCAGCUGAAAUAGAAAGCAUCCAGAGAUUGAUUAAAUACAUACAUGUGGGCAAUCAAACAGCUACGGCAAUCGCAUUGGCUGCAUUAGUAGACUACAAUCUACGAGACGAAUCAACGCAAAGUAUUGUGAUUGCUACUGGUGGAACCGAGCUUCUGAUCAAUUUAUUAGAAACUGAACACAACGAAUGCAAACACGGUGCUCUGGCUAUACUAAAUGAAAUGUCAUUUUUGUUGGGCACUAGAAGAAAUUUGACGAAUUUGGGUGCUAUUCCGAUUUUAGUUAAACUAUUGGCAGACCGAUCAAUUGACUUACAAAUUCUCUCGGCCGAGACUCUAGCUAACGUGGCGAAAAUAAGAAAGGGCAGAAAAUUCAUUCGCAAAGCCGGUGGUAUUAAAUUAAUGGUGAACUACAUGGAUGUACCUCUUCAAGUGCUGAAAACUGAAAGUGAAAUGCUACCAGCAAUUCAACAAAAAUCAUUCAGCUUGUUGCGUAACUGUUCAAAAGCAUUAUGGUUUAUGUCUAAAUCGGAUAAAAAUAAAGAUGUGAUGCGACAAUCCGGAAUCAUACCGGUAUUGGCAAAACUAUUGACCUCAGUGCACGAGGAUGUUGUCAGUUAUAUUAUGGGAAUUAUCGUUAAUUGUGCAACACAGCCGGUUUUUCGUACAGCUAUCAAGGAACAAGGUAUGUUGGUAGACACAUUAAAACUGUUAAAAAGUUCAGAAAUCGAAAUGAUGGAGAACGCGGCUACGAUAACGUUCAAUUGUGCUGAGGACCCCGAAAGCAGAAGAAUGAUCAAAGAACUGGGGGGCCUAAAUUCCUUGGUAAAUAUCGUUAAAGUGGAAUCGCACAGGACUGAAACGAAAUUAAUGGUAUCCGCGACCGGUGCAAUUUGGAAAUGUCUAAUGAACCAGGACAACGUAAAACGUUUAGAAGAUAUAAACGGUAUACAUGUCUUGGUAAAACUAUUGGACUCUGAUAGCGAAGAAGUCGUUGCAAACACAGUGGCAUCGUUGGCGGAAUGCACUAAAAUUGGACGAAAUAAAGUCGCACUUAGAGCUGCAGACGGUUUGAUUCCCAUCAUAAGACUAUUGCAAGAUACCGGUCACGAGAGGAUUCUCGUAAAUGUAUGCCGCGUGAUCGACAACUGCGCGUCCGACCCGCAAUGCAUGGAACAAGUGAUAAACAACGAUGGUAUACGUCUAGUAUGGUCUAUGAUGAAAUGCGAUUCGACCAUUGUUCAAUCCACAGCGGGACAUACGUUGGUCACGUUGCUUAGAAAUACAAAGGAGUCCAGUGAUAUAAUGCGUUCUCUGGUAACUGGAUUGGUAAUGCUAGUCGAUUUAUUAAAAUCGCACGACACCAGAGUUCUGGCGGCUGCGUGCGCCGUCAUCGGGAUUUUAGCCAAGAAAUCGGAAAAUUUGGCGAUCCUCACCGAUUACGAUAUUGUUCAGAGGCUGUCUAGUUUAGUGCACACGAACAACGCGGACCUCCAAGCCCAUUUAUCACGUGCCAUUGGCUCGUGCUGCUUGUUGGAACGAAAUUGUCACACGUUCGGCCGACUAGACGUGGUGCUGCCCAUCUCCAAAUAUAUACAUUCUAAUUCCCAAUUAGUCAAAGAAAACGUAACGUUUGCCUUGCAUGGCCUGUCCGGAGACGCAGCUAAUUGCGUGGCUAUGGAAUCGUGCGGUGUCGUUCCCUUUUUGAUGGAAACUAUUGCAUCGCGAGAUCCUGAUGUGCAGGAAGCUUCAGCUGGAUGUUUGGCUAAUAUUCGAAAGAUCGCUUUAAAUGCUCGAAGAUUGAAAUAACAACAAAUUAUUAUGACCCAAAGAAACUAAAUAUUUAUGUAUAAGACCCAAGAAAUCAUAA
Sipha flava (yellow sugarcane aphid) is the source of this 2101-nucleotide messenger RNA. RefSeq names its product armadillo repeat-containing protein gudu-like. Gene Ontology annotation, molecular function: protein binding. The transcript has 11 exons. NCBI's taxonomy places the organism in Eukaryota, Metazoa, Arthropoda, Insecta, Hemiptera, Aphididae. The record is from RefSeq and is a predicted model, not a curated record. The coding region runs from base 1 to 2040 and encodes 679 amino acids.